AUGUCCGUAUUCCGCCCCUCAGCACACGCCCUAAUAACAGGCGGCGCAUCCGGCGUCGGCUACGCCGUCGCGCAACUCUGCCUCAAGCACUCAAUGCGCGUCUCCAUCGUCGACUCCAGCCAAUCCUCCCUCGACCACGCACGCAAAAGCCUCUUCUUAUCUUCCUCCUCCCCCUCCUCUAUCUCCAACUCCGUAACCUUCAUCCAAGCCGACGUCUCCUCCCGCUCAGACUGGGCCUCAAUCCGCCAACAAGCCGGUCUCGACGUCGACUUCCUCAUGCUAAACGCCGGCAUCGGCGGAAAAGGUACCUGGGGCGAUGAAGACUACUUUGAUAAGAUCCUUGCUACGAAUCUGGGGGGUGUGGUGAAUGGGUUGAAUGCGUAUGUGCCGAGUUUUAAGGAGAGGGCGGGGAAGGAGGGGAUGACGGCGAUUGUAAUCACAGGGAGUAAACAGGGGAUUACGAAUCCGCCUGGUAAUCCGGCGUAUAAUGCUAGUAAGGCAGCUGUGAAGACGCUGGCUGAGCAUUUGAGUUAUGAUCUGAAGGAUAGCGGUGUUGGGGUGCAUUUGUUGGUUCCGGGGUGGACUUUUACUGGGCUUUCUGGAAACGAGCCAGGCUCAACCAAAGCCAAACCGGAAGGUGCAUGGUCAGCCGACCAAGUCGCUGAUUACAUGUAUGCCAAGAUGCAGGACAAGAAAUUCUACAUCAUCUGUCCUGAUGACCAGGUCACGGAGGAGACGGACAAGAAGCGUAUGCUGUGGAGUGUAGGUGACAUUGUGAACGAGAGGCCACCGCUGACCCGAUGGAGGGAGGAGUACAAGGAGGAAGCCGAGAAGUGGAUGGCGGAGCAGAAAGUGUAG
Alternaria ventricosa is the source of this 858-nucleotide messenger RNA. RefSeq names its product putative secondary metabolism biosynthetic enzyme. The record is from RefSeq and is a predicted model, not a curated record. The coding region runs from base 1 to 858 and encodes 285 amino acids. Gene Ontology annotation, molecular function: oxidoreductase activity, acting on NAD(P)H, oxygen as acceptor. Gene Ontology annotation, cellular component: intracellular anatomical structure. Lineage: Eukaryota; Fungi; Ascomycota; Dothideomycetes; Pleosporales; Pleosporaceae. The transcript is spliced from 2 exons.